UGAUUGGUUGGUGUCGCCCGCGGCCGCAGGCAGAGAAACUGAGCGCUCCAACACGGCAGUGUCGCGGAGAGCGGCGAGUCUGUGGCUCCCGGCGCACCCGAGCUCCGCAGGCUGCUCGCUGCGUCUCAGGAAAACAGAAAUGGAAGGCCUGCCUGAUACUGCUGCUUUUGCAACUAGACUUAAAAACACUCUCAUCCAGUACCAUAGCAUUGAAGAUGAUAAGUGGCGAGUUGCAAAGAAAAUGAAAGAUGUAACAAUUUGGAGAAAACCUUCAGAAGAAUUUAAUGGUUACCUCUUCAAAGCCCAAGGUGUUAUAGAUGACAUUGUCAACAGUGUAAUAGACCAUAUACGCCCAGGUCCCUGUCGCUUGGAUUGGGACAGCUUAAUGACUUCAAUGGAUAUUGUGGAGCACCUUGAAGAGAACUGCUGUGUGAUGCGUUACACCACUGCUGGUCAGCUUUGGAAUAUAAUCUCCCCAAGAGAGUUUGUUGAUUUCUCCUACACUGUGCGCUAUAAAGAUGGGCUUUUAUCGUGUGGGCUAAGUCUUGACUGGAAUGAAAAGAGACCAGAAUUUGUUCGUGGAUAUAACCAUCCCUGUGGUUGGUUUUGUGUUCCACUUAAAGACAAUCCAAACCAGAGUCUUUUGACUGGCUAUAUUCAGACGGAUCUUCGUGGGAUGAUUCCUCAGUCUGCAGUAGAUACAGCCAUGGCAAGCACUUUAAUCAACUUCUACGGUGAUUUACGAAAAGCCUUACAAAACGCAUGAUAUGCAAAACUUGGAGUACUGUGGUUCCCUGAAUCAACUCUCUUUUUCAGCUGCAUGGCCUCUAAAAACCAUUCUUUUCUCUCUUCUGCGUGCCUGUAGAAAAUUUGAGAUGUUUUUGAUUUAUUUUAUUCCUAAGGUAAAUGGCUAUAUAAGAGAACAUUUUAGUCUUCUCAGUUAUUUGCACAUUGUCUGGUAUGGCAGUGUAUCUAGGAAUGGAGAAUAUGACAGAAAUCCACCAAAAAGUAGAUACAGUUCUUUGAUCCAGACUCUUAAGAAAUUGAACAGUGCCUCAGUAUGAAUAUUUUGGCUGCUUGGAAGUUAGAGAAAGCACAAGCUUUAUGCUUUUUAGGUUAAAAUAAUCUUAUUUUAGAGCUUUAUGAACAUAUUGUAAAAGUUGUAAUGAUUUUGGAAGUUAAAUAUUAGUGCUUUUCUUUUGAUAUGCUCUGUGAGUUUGCCAGUAUCUUGACCUAAAGAAAAAGCUCUUUAUAUUUUAUAAAGAUGAACUUCAUUGUCAACUUGUACUACUUUAAGUAUUAGAAAGAUCAGAAGAAAAAAAUAGAUAUAGUAACUGUAGGUAUAAUACAAAUGCAAUUCAAUUUUGAUACCUACAUAAUAUUAUUUUGUGGGUCUAUUAAGAAUAUAUUUGUAUCUUUAUGUACAUUUAUUAUGGUAGUAUUAAAAAGCAUUGAUGUAUCAAUAAGACAGUACAAAAAACUGCCCAGUAUGUGCUGGGGACACCCCAUGUAUUGGGCAGUUGUCUGGAUUGAGUGAAAUAACUAAUGGUAUUCUGUAUUCACCCCUAUUAAUCAUCAUCUCCCUAGAAAGUCAAAUUCAGUGUUCUAUACAUGUUUCAGUUUUAAAUGUAUCCCUCACCUCAUAAAGUAUUGCUGACUAAAUCAUCAACAUUCACAAUUGUGAUGUAACUUCAGUCGGGAACUAUAACAAAUGCACUCAUAGAGUUAUCCAAAUGCUGAGAUGAGUCAUUUUUAUAACUAGGACGGACUAUAUAAUAGGUUCCUUGAUUCUAUGGCUGCCUUAAAUGAACAUUCCUAAGUGAUGUUAACAUUCCAGAUGAUUCUUUAGCUCUUGAACUAUCCUUUUAACUUUACUUCUUAAAUGAGAACUUGAGGCAACUCAGUGUGUCUGUGCAGACUUUUGUAUGUGUUUAUGUUUGUGUACAUGCACACAUCUUGAAGCCUUUUUCAGUGUUCGGUGUGAUUCAGCCUGAGUCCUUGAUGUGUUCCUGUUCCUACUGUUUCAUUUCUUCUUUCUCUUCUUCUUGGUUACCCUGGGGUUAAGUGAGCUCUGGAAACACUGACGUUGUACACAGGCCACACAGCACCAAAGCAUAUAAUUGUUCAAGUGCAGAGAAUGCUUAUGUUUUAUUGCAGUGUGCUUUCCUGAGUGCAGAGAAAGUGUAAGUCACAGUUCUUCAGACUUAUUUUGAUAGAAUGAAAAAAGUAGAGCUGAUCUUGUUCUUAUUUUUUUUGUUUUGCUCUUGGAGGUAAUGAGGUUCAAAAAAUACCAAAGGUGGCACCACAAUAUCCAUAGCGAGUAACACAGUUUUUUCGGUUGAAAAUAAUUCGUUUCAGGAUUUGACAAGAAGCAAUGCACAAAAGGUGCUAUAUUCUUAACUUCAAGUUUAUUAGUCACCAACAUCCUUUUCUAAAUGACUCUAACUGCUGAGUUGCUGGAUUUCUCUCCUCCUGUUUUUCUUCUUGCAAUAGAGAAAGAAAACUCAGCAGUUCAGCUUCUUUCAGUUUCCCAUAGACAUGUUAAAUGUUAAUUUUUACUUCAUCUGUUCUUUCAUUUGGAUUUGCUAGUGUAGAGUAGGAGAUUUCUUACAUUCCAGUGGUCUGUCUAGGAUGGCAAAAUACCAGCAGAUGUCCAGUCACAAGGGCCAGUUUGGGGAAGGGGUUUGUGACAAGAUUGUAUAUUCCCAUAAGGGCUAUUAUUGCCAGAGCUGGGACCUCUAAAGGCAAGUAAACUGUCCACUUUCCGCUACUGUAAUGUUCCCUUUCUCCUUUUCAACUUAUACUUUCAGCUGGUGAUUAUGUAAUCCACUGCUGAAUGUGGACCCACUGCAGGUAAAGGGACCCUCAUGGGAAGUUUUCAUUACAAUAAUGAGUCAUAUGAUGGAUUGAAAAAUUGUAUUUGAAUUACCUGAAAUUUAUAUGCAGCUCCUAGAUGGAUGGCACAUUGGAUCUGCUGGGGUCUAGCUAUGUACUUCAAAGAAAAAAAAAAGCUAUGAAAUUUCCAUUCUAUACAAUUACCAGCUGUAGGUAUACAGUGCAGUGGUUUUUGAGCUGUGCAGCCAUCAUCACAAUCCAAUUUGAGAACAUUUCAAUCAUGCGAAAAGGUCCCUUUUGCCCGUUUGCAGAUUCUUACCUAACCAAAGUUCAGCACAAUUGACAAUAUACUGAAGAUAAUGAAAAGGAUUAGAAUAGGUUGUGUUUGUGUUUAUUUUUAAGAGCAGAGGUAUGUUUGAGUCCAAGCUCAGGAAUCUUGUGAUAAUGUAUUAAAUAUGUUAUCCACAUAUCAUUACAAAAAUUCAAUGACAUGGGCUGGGAUCGGUGUUGUCAUAUGACUGAGUCUGCUGUUUCAGCAGUGUUGUAGGAUAGAAAAAAUGAUGGGGGCCAUAGAGGUAGUUUUCAAUUUUCUAGCAAUACAGUAAAAAAAACAAAAACAGCUGAAGAUAAUGUUAAUAAUAUAGUUCAUUUAAUUCAAUAGAUCCAAAGUAUUAGCAUUUAAACAAGUAAAAAAAAAUCGUUAAGAUAGCUUACAUUCUUCUUUUGCACUAAUUAUUUGAAAUCUGUAUGCAUUUCACUAAUUUGUGCUAACUGCAUCUUAAGGGCUCAUUAUUCACUUGAGGCCAGUGGCCUGUCCUGAAUAGCACAGUCCUGUAGUAAAUGUAUUAAUUUAUCUUUUUAUAAUAUAAAGGACAGAAUUUCAUAGAAUUACUCUCUUAAAUAUUGUCCUGAUCUCUGGAACCUGCAGCAUUUGCUAAAUGGGGACCUCUGAAUGUAGAAAUAAAUCAGUUAGUAGGUGUCAAUAAAAUAAAAUUAUAGCUAAAGAGUUCUUUAAAGGUAACUAACUUUUCAAAUGACAGUUAUUGAAAUGAAAAAUAAAAUCUGCUUUGAUGUUACGUGGUUGAUUAUUUUCUCUAACUUAUAGCUAGUUUGUAUUAGAAAUGUGUGUAUAUGCAGGAAAUACUUGGCACAGUACUGCCUUCAUAAGUACCUAUUUUUUUAAGGUCAUUAGUUUCAUACAAGAAAAAAAUAAUUUAUCAUAACUGACAUGUUUGCAUGAAAUAUUAGUUUGUCUUGAUAAUUCUUGGUUAAAUUUAACAUAAUACUCAGCAAAAUAAUUAUGGGAAUUUAGUGUUCUGCAGUUAUGUUUGAUAUAAGCUGCUAGAGCAUUAAAGAGAGAUUGUAAAUGUUAAAAAUCUCUUAAUUUCACUCUUCACUGAGGUUGGAUGUAUUUGAAAUUGUAGAUUUUUAUGUGUAAAAUUUUCUCUGAGUUAAAAAACUUUUUCUCUCUUCCUCUUUCACAUUUUAUCACUCAGGUUGAAUUAAAUUAACAUCUCAAGCUAAAAAUCAUGUAAUCGAGGUUGCCUCUGGAGAAGAGAAAAAAAUACUGCACAGUUUAGAUCCUUAAUUGUCUAUUAAGCUUUUAGAUAUGAAUAAUUCUCUUUGAUGUAGAUAAAAGCUUUAUCUGUUACUGAGGAGCACACUAGCAUCCUUCGAAUCAGUUGUUAAAAAAAUCCAAUUUUUAAAAAUUAAGUGAAUACUGUUGCUAUUCCAACUCCAUGGGUAUAUCAGUGUAAUUCAGAGAAGUUAAGGGACUUGACUAGUUUUCCAUUAGAAGGUGUCUCAUGUAAUUAUUUGUCUGAUGUAUCUCCUAUGCCUUUCAGCUUCCAGAAUUAGGGUAUUGUAGGAUCUGAGCAUAGAAACAUUUGAUUAAUCCCAGAGCACAGGAAUUUGGGAUUAUAAUUUUUCAUUAUUUUAUUGUUUCCAAAGAUUUUACAUGUAUAGGUAAAUAAAAAUUCAUCUGCAAUUCAAUAAAAGGUCUACUAAAUAUAGAUUUUAUUUUUAAGAAGUUUAUAAUUCUUUUAUGGGCCAGUAUGUAAAACCAGAACCUUUAUUAAACUAAGAGCAUGUAUUAAUAUAAAUAAAAUGUCUAUUUAUUUUUAAA
This is a messenger RNA of Manis javanica (Malayan pangolin), 4960 nucleotides long. It is a transcript of the gene STARD4, whose product is annotated as StAR related lipid transfer domain containing 4. NCBI's taxonomy places the organism in Eukaryota, Metazoa, Chordata, Mammalia, Pholidota, Manidae. The record is from RefSeq and is a predicted model, not a curated record. Gene Ontology annotation, biological process: intracellular cholesterol transport; cholesterol transport involved in cholesterol storage; cholesterol import. Gene Ontology annotation, cellular component: cytosol; endoplasmic reticulum. Gene Ontology annotation, molecular function: cholesterol transfer activity; cholesterol binding.